Messenger RNA from Aegilops tauschii subsp. strangulata, 3752 nucleotides. RefSeq names its product putative disease resistance protein RGA4. Gene Ontology annotation, molecular function: ADP binding. The record is from RefSeq and is a predicted model, not a curated record. Lineage: Eukaryota; Viridiplantae; Streptophyta; Magnoliopsida; Poales; Poaceae.
CAGUCGGAGGGGAUGGAAACGGCUAUUGGCGCGGCAGGCUGGCUCGUCGGCAAGGUGCUGAAUAAGCUGUCGGAUGACUUGGUGGCUGCGUAUGUGGCCAGCUCUGAGCUCGGCCUCAACUCUGAGCAGAUCAAUACCAAGCUCAAGUACAUGCAAGGGCUGCUGGAAGCAGCCCAGUCCAGGGAUGUGAGCAGAAACCGUGGCCUGCAGAGCUUGCUGGAGGAUCUGAGCAAGAAGGCUGAUGAGGCUGAGGACGCGCUGGACGAGCUCCACUACUUCAUGAUCCAAGACCAGUUGGAUGGCACCCAGGAGGCUGUCCCGGAGCUGGGUGAUGACCUCCGUGGUCAUGCUCUCCAUGUUCACCAUGCUACUCGCUCCACCUUCGGUAAAUGGCUGACAUGCUUUUCUUGCACACGUCCAAAACAUAUCGAUCGUGAUGCUAUAGCUGUUGUUACUAAUAAUCGUGGGGGCGGUCUGGAGAAGUUGACAUUCAACAGAGUUGCCAUGUCUCACAAAAUCAAGUUAGUGAUAGAGAGCAUACACAGUCUAUGUGAUCCUGUCUCUGACUUGCUUAACAAAAUCCCAAAUAGUAGCACAUCGGUCACCCUAAAAAGGCCCCCGACGGGUUCAACAGUUGCACAAGAUAUAUUAUAUGGGAGGAGUCAUUUUGAGAAAACUGUAAAUGCACUCACCCGUGGCAGAUAUGACAACGAAGCCCUUUCUGUUCUGCCUUUUGUUGGUCCUGGGGGUAUGGGAAAGACAACUUUCACCCAACACUUGUAUAAUGAUGAAAGGAUUGAGAGACACUUCGCUGUCAGGGUUUGGAUAUGUGCCUCAACUGAUUUUGAUGUGAUUAAGCUCACGCGGCAAAUCCUUAGCGGCAUACCAAAAACUGAAGAGGAAGAAGAAGAAGAAGAAAAUAACAGGACAAAUGAAACAACCAGUUUAGAUCAGCUUCAGAAAUCCAUUAUACGGAGAUUGAAGUCCAAAAGGAUUUUAGUUGUCCUAGAUGAUAUAUGGAAAUUCAGCAGUCAAGCUGCUUGGAAAAACCUGUUAGCUCCAUUCACGAAGGGGGAAAUCAAGGGCAGUGUGGUUCUCGUCACCACUCGAUUUCCAUCUAUAGCAAAAAUGGUGAAAACAACUGAUCCAGUUGAACUGCAUGGCUUGGACCCUAAUGACUUCUUCGCAUUUUUUGAAGCAUGCAUAUUUGGUCAUAGCAAACCCAGGCACUAUGAAGAUGACUUAAUUGAAGUUGCAAGAGAUAUUGCAAAAAAACUGAAGGGCUCUCCACUAGCAGCCAAUACAGUUGGUCGUCUUCUGAAGAAAAACCUUUCUCGGGAAUAUUGGAUAGGAGUUCUUGAAAAGAACGAGUGGAAAAAUACAAAAAAUGAUGACGAUAUUAUGCCAUCUCUGAAAAUUAGCUACGAUUACCUUCCUUUUGAUCUGCAAAAAUGCUUUUCAUAUUGUGCCCUCUUCCCUCAAGGUCAUAGGUUUUCUGUUUUAGAAAUUACUCAGUUUUGGAUUGCAAUAGGUAUCCUAGACCCUAGUUCUCCAAAUACUAAGAAUUACUUAGAAGAGCUGGUGGAAAAUGGUUUUAUAAUGAAGGGAGAUGAUAAGUUUGGUCAAUACUAUGUGAUGCAUGAUUUACUGCAUGAACUAUCUCGGAAUGUGUCAUCACAAGAAUGUGUCAAUAUAAGUAGUUUACAUUUUAGAGCUUAUGAAGUCCCACAAUCUAUUCGGCACUUAUCAAUCACCAUAGAAGAUCUAUAUGAUGAAAGUUUUGUAGGAGAGAUAAGUAGAUUGAAGAGCAGGAUUGAUAUUGGAAAUUUGCGGUCUUUGAUGAUUUUUGGAUUACAAGAUGUGAGAAUAGGUAAUGUUCUGAAAGAUACAUUUAGAGAAAUAAAGGGCUUGAGAGUUUUGUUUAUAGCAAUGAACAAUCCACUAUGUUUGUCAAAAAGCUUUUCAAAUCUUAUCCACCUCCAAUACCUUAAAAUUAGUUCACCCUUUGGCUUAGAAAUGACUUUACCUAGCACAUUAUCUAGAUUUUACCAUUUGAAAUUCUUGGACCUAGAAGACUGGCAUGGUAGUGAAAAAUUGCCUAAAGACAUCAGCCGCCUUGUGAAUUUACACCAUUUACAUUCUUCUAAAGAACUCCAUUCCAAUAUUCCAGAGGUUGGAAAGAUGAAGUGUUUACAGGAGCUAAAAGAGUUCAAUGUUAAGAAAGAGAGUGUUGGAUUUGAAUUGAGAGAGUUGGGGGAACUGAUAGAGCUUGGAGGAGAACUCAGCAUAUGUAAUCUUGACACCGUGGCGUCCAAGACUGAAGCAAGUGGUGCCAAACUGAAGAACAAAAGGAAUUUGAAAGAGUUGAGAUUAGUUUGGUGCGCAGAGCACCAGACUAUACAUGAUGAUGUUCUUGAUGGUCUUCAUCCACCACCUAAUCUCAGAUUGCUUGCCAUCAUAAAUCCUGGUGUUGCCCCUGUUCCUAGUUGGUUGUUUAGUGACAUUAGCACAAAGAGGUUAGAGUCUCUCCAUCUAGAGGGUGUAUCCUGGGGCACUCUUCCACCUUUUGAGCAACUAUCACAUCUCAGCCAACUCAUUUUGAAGAAUAUUGCUGGGAUGCGUGUCCUUGGGCCAGGCUUUGGUGGGGUUACAGAUAGAAGUUUCAUGUACCUGAAGGCAAUUGUGCUUGAGGACAUGCCAGAUCUUGUGGAGUGGGUUGGGGGACCUAAUGGGCAUUUGUUUUCAAGGUUUGAGAGCAUCAAAAUUAAAGAUUGUCUCUUUCUCCGCUCAUUUCCCUUCUUGGAGUUCUCUGGCCAUUUUACCAACCUGUGUAGGCUUGAUGUUGAUAAUUGCCCUAACUUGUCUCGAUUCCCAGCCAUGCCUCACACUUCCACACUAACUUAUGCUCGCGUGGAAGAAUAUGGUAGGCCAAAGCUGUUAUACGAUGGAAUGAAAUUGACAGUUGAUGGGUUUAAUGGUUCCUUGGUCUUCCAGAAUAUGAAUAAAGUAGAGGUUCUGAAAAUUCGAGAUGUAGCAAACUUUUCAUUGUCAGACCUCCAAAAGCAAAAGUCCCUGAGAUGUCUAGAUGUCAAAAGAUGCAACAACAUAUUCUCUGAAGAACUUGAUGACAGUAUUAUCCUCCAUUCAGUUCAGGAUCUUCGGCUAGAGGAAUUAUGUACUACCGGAGAAUUGUUUUCAAAGAUGUUGAAGUGUUUCCCAGCUCUAUCCCAGCUUAGAACCACCGAGUGCAGGAGACUAUAUCUUCUACCUGUGAAGGAGAGAGGUUCAUUCCAACUGGAAGAGUUUGUGGUGGAUAGCAUCUCAUUAGUGCUUGUUCCUUUCGUGUGUCGCCACCUUGCUGCUACUCUCCACACAUUAGAAUUCCGCUGGGAUAUGGAGGUGGAAACCUUCACGCAAUGGCAAGAACAAGCGCUGCAGCUCCUCAUCUCCCUCCAACGACUUAAAUUUGGAACUUGCAACAGAUUACGGUUUCUCCCUAAAGGUCUGCAGCACCUCUCAUCUCUCAGGGAAUUAGUGAUCUUUAGCUGUGGGAAACUCCGUUCGCUGCCGCAUCAGGCUGACCUACCUGCUUCACUGCAAACAUUACAAGUAUUGUAUUGCAGUCCCAAGCUAACUGAGAAAGCAGAGAAAUUAAAAGAAACAGACCGAUAUUUUUCGGCACUGAUAUCUGUGACUGUACAUCAAAUCCUUUAAUUUGACCAUCGGAGAACCGACUGCAAGAGGAUCACACA